GAUCUGGAUCGGCUCCUGGUCUGAGACUGAUCCGUGUGUAGGUGUCUGACCUGCGGCUGCGUCUCAUGCUCUGUCCGCUGCUUCUGUCUGCUCUGUCUUCCAGCCUGCGGGGGAACAUGCUCCGUGUGCGGGCCGCGGUGGCUCGGUCCUGGCGGGGGUUGAGGACCAGUGCAUGUGCGGGGGUGCAGGUGAAGAACGAGCCCAUCCUGUCGUUCACUGAGGGGAGUUCAGAGAGAGUCGAGCUGCUGAAGGCCCUGGACGGCCUGAAGGGGGCGACAGAGGAGAUCCCGUGUGUGGUGGGAGACGAACAUGUGUGGACGUCAGACGUCAGAUAUCAGUUAUCACCGUUCAACCACUCACACAAGGUGGCAAAGUUCUGUUACGCUGACAAGGAGCUCAUCAACAAAGCCAUCCUGGCGUCCAUGGCGGCGAGGCGAGAGUGGGACCUGAAACCGGUUCAGGACCGAGCCCAGGUCCUGUUCAAGGCCGCUGAUGUCAUCAGUGGACCGAGGAGAGCGGAGAUCCUCGCCAAGACCAUGAUCGGACAGGGCAAGACGGUGGUCCAAGCCGAGAUCGACGCCGCUGCCGAGCUCAUCGACUUCUUCAGGUUCAACGCCCACAACGCAGUGGAGCUGGAGAAGCAGCAGCCGCUGGACGCUGAGGGAAGCACCAACACCAUGCUGUACCGCGGCCUGGAGGGCUUUGUAGCAGCUGUGGCUCCAUUUAACUUCACUGCUAUUGGUGGAAACCUGGCGGGAACCCCGACUCUGAUGGGUAACGUGGUUCUGUGGAAACCCAGUGACGCCGCGAUGUCUGCGAGCUACGCCGUCUACAGAGUCCUGAGGGAAUGUGGUCUCCCGCCGAACAUCGUCCAGUUCCUCCCAGCUGAUGGCCCCGUGUUCGGAGACACCGUCACCUCCUCGGAGCACCUGGCCGGAAUCAACUUCACCGGCAGCGUCCCAACGUUCAAGCGUCUCUGGAGACAAGUGGGACAGAACCUGGACAGGUAUAAGGUUUUCCCUCGACUGGCAGGAGAGUGUGGCGGGAAGAACUUCCACUUCGUCCACAGCUCGGCGGACGUGCAGAGCGUGGUGACGGGGACCAUCCGCUCCGCGUUCGAGUACGGAGGUCAGAAGUGUUCGGCCUGCUCCAGGAUGUACGUGGCUGAGAGCGUGUGGCCGCAGAUCAAACAAGGACUCCUGGACGUCCACAGAGACAUCAGAGUGGGAGACCCCGUUGAAGACUUCAGCAGCUUCUUCUCCGCCGUCAUCGACGACAAGUCGUUCAGUCGCAUUAAGAGGUGGCUCGCCCACGCCAAGUCCUCUGCCAGCCUGAAGGUCAUCGCCGGAGGCCACUGUGACGACAGCAGGGGGUACUUCGUGGAGCCGACCAUCAUCGAGACCACGGACCCGCAGGACGCCAUCAUGAACGAGGAAAUCUUUGGUCCGGUUCUGACGGUUUACGUUUAUCCUGACAACGACUACAAAGAAGUUCUGCAGCUGAUUGACAACACGUCACCGUACGCUCUGACAGGAGCCGUGUUCGCUCAGGACCAGUCCGUGAUCCAUGAAGCUGCAGCCGCUUUGAGAAACGCUGCUGGAAACUACUACGUCAAUGACAAGUCCACCGGCUCCGUCGUGGCCCAGCAGCCGUUCGGCGGCGCUCGAGCUUCAGGGACCAACGACAAACCUGGAGGUUCUCACUACGUCCUGAGGUGGACGUCUCCGCAGGUGGUGAAGCAGACAAACGUCCCCCUCCGUGGCUGGAGCUACCCCUACAUGGGCUGAGAGCCAAUCGGAGCCCUCCGUCCUCCGUCCAAUCGCCGUCAACCACAAACAGGUUUUCUCCAUCACGUCCGUCUCUGCACUGGACAUGACUGUGAGGACACGUCUAUGUCCACAUCAACCCACAGAAUCAUCCCAUCAAGUUACUGCUGAAAGGAUUGAAUGAUUAAUUGAUGUCCUCGUCUUCUGUCACAUUGACCUGUUGGUCCUCAUCUGAAACCUUUUCACUGUUUUCUGAUGUUUAACAAUUCAGACAAUCAAGAGAAUACCUGAUCAUAUUUGAUAAAUAUCAGAAAACGAAUCUAAUCAGUUUGUCUUUAAUCCUGGAGCUUGACAGGAAACUGAAUUUUCUGUUUUAUAUUUGACAAUUAAUCAAUAUUUUUCAUGCUAGUUAAUCAAUAUCAGACUAAAUCUGUGCUGAAUUAAAUAAAGUUACAAUGGAUAGUUUGUUACAUGUGAAACUGAAGAUUUGAUUGUAUAAUAUUUGUUGGUGUAGAUGUAAAAUGUUAAAGAAGCUAUUAAAUCCUUUUCUUCCUCUAACGUUUGAAACCUGCUGACAAAGUUCUGAUCACGUCCUGAAGACUCAGAGGGGAUUGUUCAUGUUGCACUUGAAUCUCCAGCUCAGACAAAAGAUUUAUUAUAUUUUCAUUACUCUGAUGCCUUAAUACCUGUAAUUACACACAGAUGGUUUUUGACAAUAAAUAUUAAUUAUAAA
This is a messenger RNA of Platichthys flesus (European flounder), 2499 nucleotides long. RefSeq names its product aldehyde dehydrogenase 4 family, member A1 (gene aldh4a1). The record is from RefSeq and is a predicted model, not a curated record. NCBI's taxonomy places the organism in Eukaryota, Metazoa, Chordata, Actinopteri, Pleuronectiformes, Pleuronectidae. The coding region runs from base 66 to 1787 and encodes 573 amino acids. The transcript has 15 exons. Gene Ontology annotation, molecular function: L-glutamate gamma-semialdehyde dehydrogenase (NAD+) activity.